CAAAAGUCCGGGGCGUGUACACUGCUGUUUUGCCACCCCAGCUACUCCAACAAACGACCAGAUCACCGCCUUGCCCCACUUCCACCUUCUUUAGAGGGCAUAUACAGAACGUUCAGAGGCAACAGCCGGUCUAUAUCAGCUUCCAGGCACUGUUUUUCGAGGUUCGCCACCUGCUUUUAGGCAGCAUAUAUCACCAUCACGACCGACAAACACAGCAUAUACCUCCGAUAAACCACUAUGCGUCGCUCAGCAGCACCCUCGCAAGCCACAGCUGUUCGCUCUCAGAACGACAACCCUUUCGGAACACCCAUCGGUGGUAAACUCUCACUUCCCUUCAGAACCCCGCAGCCGAAGGGAUCGACACUAUCUACCCGCGACCUUGCCAUUCCGGCACGAAAGCGACGAAAGGUCAACUACGCUGAAUUGGGUGGAGGACAAGAUACGGAGGAUGGCGGAGCAUACCAGACGACUGAAGAGGAGAAUCGAGCGGCAUUGUUGGAUGUGACUAACAAUUACCCGGUGUAUACCCCGAAGCCAAAAGAGGUGGCAUUCAAGAAACAGUUCUCGACACCGUUGAUUAAGAAGGAGGAUGGACAGUUCAGGCCUCCGCCGCCGAGUUUGGGAAUGAUCCGCAAGGCGAAUUUCGUGCCGAGGCCGUUGCAUGAUCCUGCUGGGGAGUUUGCGAUCGUGUUGUAUGAUCCCACGAUUGAUGACCUCGUCGCGCCGCCGACAGUCGAGGAAGCGACGAAGGUUGAGGAUCUGAAUCUUGCGACGGGGACGGAGGAGGUCGCUGUCGUUCCUGCGAAGAAUGAGCCGAAGGUACAUAGAUCCCUCGCCGAUAUCCUUGGGAUCAAGAAGAAUCAGGAAGCCGAACGGCCGAAGGUUCCAGUCGUUAUCGACCCACGUUUGGCGAAGGUCUUGCGUCCACAUCAGGUCGAAGGAGUCAAGUUUUUGUAUAAAUGUGCUACGGGACGUGUAGUGCAGGGUGCCUAUGGGUCUAUCAUGGCUGAUGAGAUGGGUCUUGGUAAGACUUUGCAGUGUAUCGCGCUCCUUUGGACUCUCCUUCGUCAGUCUCCUGAGGCGGGAAAACCGACGAUCAGUAAGGCUGUCAUUGCAUGUCCGUCCUCGCUCGUCCGUAAUUGGGCAAAUGAGUUGGUGAAGUGGUUGGGGAAGGAUACCUUGACACCACUCGCUGUUGAUGGAAAGGGUACGAAAGAGCAGCUUGUUGAGUCUUUGCAGCAGUGGCGACGAGCGGAGGGUAGGCAGAUCGUGAGACCGGUGUUGAUCAUCUCGUAUGAGUCCCUGCGACUCAAUAUCGCUGAGUUGCAGGGUACGGAGAUUGGGUUGAUGUUGUGUGACGAGGGUCAUCGUCUCAAGAAUGGAGAGUCGCAGACGUUUACGGCACUUGAUUCGUUGACCUGUACUCGUCGUGUCAUUCUCAGCGGUACACCCAUCCAGAAUGAUUUGUCAGAGUACUUCUCGUUGUUGAAUUUCGCGAACCCUGGGUUGCUUGGGUCGAGGAUGGAGUUUAGGAAGAGCUUCGAGAUUGCGAUCUUGAGGGGUCGUGAUGCUGAUGCUACAGAUGCUGAUAAAGCCAAGGGAGAUCAGAAGCUGGCGGAGCUUGGUGCGCUUGUCAAUAAGUUCAUCAUUCGCCGUACGAACGAUAUUUUGAGCAAGUAUUUGCCAGUCAAGUACGAGCAUGUCGUCUUCUGUGGCUUGUCACCGUUACAGGAGAGUUUGUACAAGCAUUUCGUUGCUUCGCCUGAGAUUAAGAAGUUGUUGAAGGGAACUGGAUCGCAGCCACUCAAGGCUAUUGGUAUGUUGAAGAAGUUGUGUAACCACCCUGAGUUACUUGAUCUUCCGAAGGAUCUGGAGGGUUGUGAGAAGCUGUUGCCGGAAGAUUGGGGUGUGGAUAUGGGUGGUGGUGGGCGCGGUGGUCGUGGUGGUCGUAACGGGCCUGAAGUCAAGACGUGGUAUUCCGGCAAGAUGAUCGUGCUGGAUCGUAUGCUUGCACGCAUUCGUGCCGAGACGAACGACAAGAUCGUGUUGAUCUCGAACUAUACCCAGACAUUGGAUUUGUUCGAGAAGCUUUGCCGGAGUCGGAGGUAUGGGUCUCUUAGGCUCGACGGUACGAUGAACGUGAAUAAGCGGCAGAAGCUUGUUGAUCGGUUCAAUAACCCUGAGGGUGAGGAGUUUGUCUUUUUGCUUAGUUCGAAGGCUGGUGGAUGUGGCCUCAACUUGAUCGGAGCAAACCGCUUGAUCUUGUUUGACCCUGAUUGGAAUCCGGCAGCUGAUCAGCAGGCUUUGGCUCGUGUCUGGCGUGAUGGACAGAAGAAGGACUGUUUUGUCUACCGCUUCAUCGCCACUGGUACCAUCGAAGAAAAGAUCUUCCAGCGUCAGUCAAUGAAACAAAACCUCUCCUCCGCUGUCGUCGACAGCAACGAAGACGUUGAACGCCACUUCUCCAUGAAAGACCUUCGCGAGCUCUUCAUGCUCAACCAAGAAACGAUCUCGGAUACGCACGAUACGUUCAAGUGUAAGCGUUGUGUGAAGGGUAAACAGUUUUCGAAGGCGCCGGCGAUGUUGUAUGGUGAUACGAGUAGUUGGAAUCAUUUUACGAGGGAGUGCUUGAAGGGGAUUCAAGAUUUGUUGUUGAGGCAGGAGGCGGAGGAGAAUGUCGUGAGCAUGUGCUUUCAGAAGGACAGAAAGUUCAAGGACGACGAGAUGACUGCUGCGACUACUACCACGACGAUGAACGCGCCGACGGAGCAGGCUCAGCCUAGGGAGAGGAAGUCUGCCGCAAAGAGAUUGUCGAGUAUCUUCUCGCAUGAUUCGGCGACGACGGCGGUGACGGCGAACACUGCGGAGAAGCAGGAGGAUCUGUUUUCGAUCGCCGACCAUCUGGGACGCCUGAAUUCCCCAUCCCUGGCGGAUAAGCAGCGAUUCUUCGCAGACGCAGAGAAGGAGGACACAUUAAAGACCUUGGCAAUGACUGCGAAGUUGGACAGAGCUUUGGAGAGAAGAUUGGGCAACCAAGAUGCGAAGGAGAGGAAGAGUGGGUGUGAUGUGAUUGCGGAGGAGGUUGUGUUGGCGGAGCCUGUGACCGGUGCUGCGCAGCUCUAAACGUGAUGACACGAGAAUGGAUCGGCCAUGGGAGUGAGGCAGCGAGACGAAG
This is a messenger RNA of Saitoella complicata NRRL Y-17804, 3175 nucleotides long. RefSeq lists its product as uncharacterized. Gene Ontology annotation, biological process: double-strand break repair via synthesis-dependent strand annealing; reciprocal meiotic recombination. Bases 238 to 3123 code for a protein of 961 amino acids. The record is from RefSeq and is a predicted model, not a curated record. Gene Ontology annotation, molecular function: ATP-dependent chromatin remodeler activity; DNA translocase activity; hydrolase activity, acting on acid anhydrides. The transcript has 4 exons. Gene Ontology annotation, cellular component: nucleus. NCBI's taxonomy places the organism in Eukaryota, Fungi, Ascomycota, Saitoellomycetes, Saitoellales, Saitoellaceae.